Molecule: messenger RNA, 4287 nt
Organism: Ricinus communis (castor bean)
Lineage: Eukaryota; Viridiplantae; Streptophyta; Magnoliopsida; Malpighiales; Euphorbiaceae
Product: PH, RCC1 and FYVE domains-containing protein 1
Exons: 9
Coding region: 885-3992 (1035 amino acids)
Molecular function (GO): metal ion binding
Source: RefSeq, a predicted model, not a curated record
AAUCUUAUUUUUGUUUUUAUUUGUCUCCAAAACGGUCCCCAUCCCAAAAAGUUUUUCAGCUUGCCAACGUGGCAUUCACACAACGAAACGACACUGUGUUUGUUGAAUCUGUCCAUUUUGUUGAAUUCAGGAGAAAAACGGAAAAACCAACAGUUUUAACUGCCAGAAAUUUUGAUCAAAACACUCACCAAUUUCUUUUGCGCACCGCGCACGUUAGCGAUCCUGGCAGACCUGCAGCGUUUCUCCUCCUCGCUUCGCCAAUACAAAGAUCACAUUUUCCUUUCCUUUCAUUUUCUUUAGGUUUUAAAGCUCUCUCCAGGAAUCAAUUCAAUUCCUUUGCGUAAAUAGAUUUGGUUUUAAAUCGAUAAAAGUUUAGACCAUUUCUUUUUUCUUCUUCUUAAAUGUAGGUGCAUUGUAUCUUAAUGCCCUAAUUCGAGAUUUAUCUGGAUUUGUAUGCUGCGUUUGGUUUAACAUUUGAGGAAAAAUUGGCGAGCUUCUUUUUUUCUUUUCUUAUUAUUUUUGGAACACUGAUUGCAUUUAUUGAGAUUGUUAGGGUUUGAGGUCCUUGAAAACGAGUGAAAAUUGAGCUGUUUGAGAGCUAACAGAGGGAUAAUUUGAGGCUUUUUUUCUUUCUUCUUGUUCUUCUUGUUUUUUUUUUUUUUUGCAUAGUUUUGUUUAGGUUGUUUCUAGAGGUGAAUUGAAGUAUAAUGGGAUAGUAGGUGAAGGAAUAAUGAGUGUUAUUAUUAAUGGGGCAAAGCUUGAGAGUUGUUUAUUUUUAUGAUUAUAAUUAUAGGUAUAGUGUAAAUGUGAAUGUAAAGGGCUGGUGGUGCUCAAAUGGGCGUUGGUUCUAUUAUUAUACAAAGGCAGCAGCAGCAGCAACUUGAAUGGCUGAUACUCAGAGAGUUGGUCUUGCCGAGAGGGAUAUAGAGCAGGCCAUCACUUCACUUAAGAAAGGAGCAUAUUUGCUUAAGUAUGGGCGCAGAGGAAAGCCAAAGUUCUGUCCGUUUCAACUUUCAAGUGAUGAAUCCAUGUUGAUAUGGUACUCCGGGAAAGAAGAGAAACAGCUAAAACUUAGUCAAGUUUCCAAGAUUAUUCCUGGACAGCGCACAGCAAUAUUUCAGCGGUAUCCUCGGCCAGAAAAGGAGUAUCAAUCAUUUUCUCUUAUAUACAGUGAUAGGUCAUUGGACUUGAUAUGUAAAGACAAGGAUGAGGCGGAAGUUUGGUUUGUUGGCCUUAAAGCAUUGAUAACUCGUGGUAGCUACCAGAGCAAGUGGAGAAUAGAGCCUAGAAGUGAAAGUACAUCAUCAGAUAGUCCACAUAUUCGUACACGGAGACAUUCUCGAUCUAUUUCACCUUUUGAUGCAGGGCAUGGAGAUGGUCAAGGAAGUCCUGUUCCAUUUGAGAGUAUUCCGUCAAAUAGACUGGGAAAGGCAUUCUGUGAUAUAAUUUCAUAUACUGCUGCAGAAAAGAGUCCAAGUCGAGCAGAAUUACUUAGUAGUCCUUUUAGCUCACUAAAUGCUGCAUGUGUAGAUAACUCAAAUGGUCGUACUUCUACGGCAGAUACAGUUAGGGUCAGUUUAUCCAGUGCAGUAAGCUCUUCUAGCCAGGGUUCUUAUCACGAAGACUUUGAUGCCUUGGGUGAUGUUUUCUUUUGGGGAGAAGGUGUUGGAGAUGGAAUAUUAGGUGGUGGUGUCCAUAUAACUGGAAUUACAUCUAGUCCCAAGGUGGAUGCAUUUCUGCCAAAGGCAUUGGAGUCUAAAGUUGUUUUGGAUGUCCAUUAUAUCGCCUGUGGUGGCAGGCAUGCUGUGUUGGUCACUAAGCCAGGUGAGAUCUUCAGCUGGGGGGAAGAGUCGGGAGGCAGGCUUGGGCAUGGCAUAAAAGCAGAUGUUCCCAACCCAAAGCUUAUAGAUACGCUAGCUGGAAUGAAUAUUGAAUUAGUAGCAUGUGGAGAGAACCAUACUUGUGCUGUUACAUUUUCUGGGGACCUCUACACGUGGGGUGAUGGUGCUUAUAAUUGUGGUCUUCUUGGGCAUGGAAGUGAAGCUAGUCAUUGGAUACCUAAAAGAAUAGGGGGUGACAUGGAGGGUAUACAUGUAUCAUAUGUAUCAUGUGGACCAUGGCAUACUGCUGCUGUGACAUCUGUUGGUCAGUUGUUUACAUUUGGAGAUGGAACAUUCGGUGCCCUUGGCCAUGGAGAUCACAGUAGUGCAACUGUUCCACGAGAAGUGGAAACCUUGAGAGGACUAAGAACAAUCAGGGUUUCUUGUGGUGUUUGGCACACUGCUGCUGCUGUUGAAAUAACAACUGAAUCAUCUAGUCCAGGAGGUUCUGGUAGCUCUACAUUUGGAAAACUCUUUACCUGGGGGAAUGGAGAUGAAUACCGCCUUGGACAUGGUGACAAAGAACCUAGACUUUUUCCUGAGUGCGUAGUUGCACUAGGUGAUGAAAAUAUUUGUCAAGUAGCUUGUGGGCAUAAUCUCACACUUGCCCUUACAGCAGCAGGACGGGUAUAUACAAUGGGGAGUACUUCUUAUGGACAGCUUGGUAAUCCGAGAGCUACUGGUAAAGUUCCUGCUAUCGUUGAAGGUAAAAUAGCAGGCAAAAUCAUUGAAGAGAUUGCCUGCGGUUCUUACCACGUUGCAGUUUUGACUUCAAAAGCAGAGGUUUAUACAUGGGGAAAGGGUACAAAUGGGCAAUUAGGCCAUGGGGAUAACAAGGACAGAAAUCAACCUACAGUUGUUGAUUUUCUAAGAGAUAAGCAGGUGAGGGCUGUAGCAUGUGGUUCAAAUUUUACUGCAAUCAUAUGUCUUCAUAAAUGGGUUUCUAGCGCCGAUCAUUCAGUGUGCUCCGGAUGCCACAAUCCUUUUGGCUUUAGAAGGAAGCGUCACAAUUGUUACAACUGUGGUCUAGUCUUUUGCAAAGCCUGCAGCAGUAGAAAAUCCCUGAAAGCUUCCUUGGCUCCGAACAUGAACAAGCCACAUAGGGUCUGUGAUGAUUGUUUCAAUAAACUAAAGAAGGCUGCUGAACCUGGUACAGUUCCGCGAAUUCCUAAAUCUAGAGCUGGAAAUUUGAACCAAAAAACUAAUGAGGCAGCAGAUAGGGAGACACUGGAUCCCAAAUUACAGACACAACUCUCCAGACUUCCCUCUUUGGAUUCUGCCAGUCAGGCAGAAAGUUGGCAUUCAAGGCGUGACAGAAUAUCUGAAUCAGAUACUACCCGAGUAUUCCCUGUUCUCAUUGGAAAUUGGCAGUUGGGGCACUUUUAUUCAUCAAAAGGAUCAAGUUUUCUAGGUGGAACAUCAACAAAUUUUUUUUUGAAUCCAGCUAGUGGUUCCAGAAUGCCCCCUCCUGCAACACCUCCUCUUCCAGGAAGGACGACUCCACCUCGAUCUUCUUUUGAUGAUUCAAAGCACAUGAAUGACAGUUUAAGUGAUGAAAUUAUAAGUUUAAGGGCACAGGUAGAAGAUCUUACUUUGAAAUCCUGUCGCCUUGAAGCUGAACUUGAAAGAAAAUCAAGGCAACUUAAAGAGGUCGCUGCAAUAGCAGCAGAUGAAGCUGAAAAACGUAAAUCUGCAAAGGAAGUUAUCAAGUCUCUCACUGCUCAGUUGAAGCAGAUGGCUGAAAAACUGCCAGAACGGCGGAGUCCCAGCCCCAUUUCAGGUUCUAUUACCAAACAUAUCUCCAGUGCUCAAAACAUAUCAUCCAGUGAGAGUCAUUCUUCAAGUGACAUCUCUCCUGAAACUGACUCCAACGGCAAUUCAUCAGAUCAUCAUAUGUUGUACAGAAGCAAAAGUCAAAAUGAUAAACCACAAUGGGUGAUUCAAGCUGAACCAGGGGUGUACAUCACUUUGUCUUCCUUGCCAGGUGGUACUAAUGAACUCAAGCGGAUUCGUUUCAGUCGGAAACACUUCACAGAACAACAAGCAGAGAAGUGGUGGGCAGAAAAUGGUACCAGGGUAUGUGAGCGGCACAACAUACAGAACACAGAUUAGGAGGCAGCUUUUCUUUUUGUUUUUCGGUCAAUCAGUUUUCUCCAAGGAGGCUUGUCUUGUCUGAUAGACUGACAUUACUGUGCAUGAGCCUUAUCCUCUCCACUGGAAACUGUAAAUUCCUUUCUUUUCUUUUCUUUUUUGUUUAUUCUGCCACAAUCAUCCAGUGGAGUUUUUGAGUCAGGAUCAUGGGUCUGCAUUUGGCAACAACUGAAAAUGUAUGUAAGAGUAUAAUAGAAAAAGAUAAUGGAAGUGCAUUUUUGAGUAAUAUGACUGGCAUUAUUGAGUUUGUGCAGCC